CCAUGAUGCCGAGCGCCGUGGGGGCCCUGGCGCCCUGAGAGGCCGCUCUUCGCCCGGUGGCAGGGCGGCUAGUUCAAGUUGCCAUAGCGGCGGGGUGGGUGGAGGAGCCGGCCGGGUGCCGGGCGGUUGGAGCUGGAGGCGUCCGAGAGCCAUGCCUCGGCCCUGAGACGGGACGCAGGGCGGGAGGGCUGAUCCCAGCACCGAAGAACGGGAGCCCGAUACCAAUGGCCGAUUCAUCCAGCGAAUCUGACAACUUCCAUCGUAGAAUUGGGAGGCGUGGUCCUAUAAGGGCAACCAGAGUCCGAAAUCACGGUGGUGCUGAAGAUGUUACAGAGAAGAUCCAUACUUUAGCAAGCACAUUACAGGAUACCAAUCGGAACCUGAAACAUGUGGACCAGAUGCUGGGCCAGUAUCGAGAAUACAACAAUGAACAGGCAGACGCAAUUGCAAAUCUUAAAGAAACACUGGAGCAGUCCAUAGGUCAACUAAGAAGCCAACGGUUAUUGAGAAAUUCUGGAGUAAGAAGUGCAUCUCUUUCAAGCUUAUAUCCAAGUGACCUGGAUGGUGGUGCCCCAGAAGGUCGUCAUUUCCAGCCUACCUCUCCCCUCAGAGAUUAUAGCGACACCCUGGGUACGCGGCGGCGGCGGUCUAGGUCUGCUGUCCGAUUUGUUGACCGUGGAGAUAAUCCAGAUCAGCUGCACUCUUUACACCAGUCACUCAGAGAUCUUAGCAGUGAACAAGUUCGUUUGGGAGACGACCUCAACAGAGAGCUUUCCAGAAGAAAUCGAAGAACUGAUGCAGAAACAAAAAGGAUGUUGGAAGACUUGUCUGACAAACUGAACGAAUCCCAAAGACAGGAUGCGGUGUCGGAACAGGUGGAGAGGAGGCUUCAGGAGAUAGAACGAGAAAUCCGCUCGGAAAGGCAGCUUGUGGAAAGACGUCAGGAUCAGCUGGGACACAUGUCUCUGCAUCUGCAGGAGGCUUUAAAACAACAAGAUGCUAAAGCUAAUGAAGUGGAAACUGUCUUGAAGAAUAAAGUACUGAAAAUGGAGGGUGAAAAAAACAAACUUGAACAAGAUUUGGAGCAGUCCCGGAGGAAACUGGAUCAGUCGGAAAACAGCAGAGAGGUUCUUCUCCACCAGAUUGAGGAUCUUCGUUCCCAACUCCUUAGAGCAGAAGAGGAACGACUGAAUCUUCACCAUCAAAUAUCUCAGGUUGCCAUGCAUCACCAGAGCCAUCCAGCUGAGCAAAAGGAUGACGGGAGGCGGCAAAGAGUGCUUGAGAGGUCUGAUCCAGAGAAACAAGAGAUGGAAAAGCAGAUCUGGGAAUUGAGAGCACAACUGAAUCACAGUGCUGUUAUGUCAGAGAUAGAAGAGUUGAAGCGAUGUAUAGAGCGCAAGGACAAAGAGAAAGCACAGCUUGGAAUACAAAUAGAGGUUUUAACCUCCGACUUGGAAAAGAGGGAGACCCAGCAGCAAAGGAUGCUGAGCCAGCUGAAGGAGAUACAGAGCAGCUACAAGAUCUGUGAAAAUGAGUGCCGAGCUGCAGAACUCCAAGUUAGUGAGCUGGCUCAGCAACUGGAAGAGUCGACUAAGGAGGCAGAGAGGUACCUAGCUGAAUUCAGACAAUCUGAAGUACUCAGGCUAGAGAAUGAGAAGAAGAGGGAGGAGUUAAAACUGAAAGCUCAGGAAACUAUUAGACAUUGGAAGCUAAAGUGUAAGAAACUGGAACAUGAAAGAGAGAAGCAGACUCAACUUCACAACCAGCUGAUGGAGAAGAACAAUCUGGUCCAUAAGGAAAGGGAUGACUUAAAAAGUCAGCUUCUUUCAGCUAUGCAUCAGAUGGAAAACCUUCAGAAGGAGCUGACUGAUGUUCUUGAGAAGAGGGCCAAGCAAGAAGAGGAACUUCACUGCAAAGAAGUGAAGCUCAGGGAAACCAGAUCGGUUCAGAUGGCUCUUGAACAAGAAAUCAAGGAUGUCAGAGAAACUGCAGAGAGACUAGAGGGUGAGCUGCGACAGCAGAGCCUAACGUUGAGCCAGCUAAGAACUGAAAAGCAGCAUUUAGAGGAAGAGCUUGCCACCAUUAACACGAUCCAUGAAAAGGACCAGGCAAAACUGUUAGAGAUGCAGGCUGUUAUAAAAAACCUGAGUGCAAUUCGGGCUGAACUGACCAGCCGCGUGGCGGACGACGAGAAAUCCAAGAAGGAGAUGCGCAAGACCCUGAUGGAUCUCAAGAAACAGCAGGAGUCUAGCCAGGAAGAAAUGGCUACAGUCAGCCAGCAGCUGAAGUUGGAGCGAGAUGUCCACCAGCAGGAGCUAGCAGAGCUUCAGUCAGAGUUGCAGCGGGUGAAAACCAAACAUGACCAACGUGUCCAAGAGAUUAUGAAGCUGUUCAGCCAAGAAAAGGAAGAAGCAGCUGGUCACAUUGAAAAAUUCAAGGCAGAGCUUGUAGAAGAAAGAAAUUUGGUAAAAGCUCAUCGCCGACAGGUAGAAAAGAUGAAAAUUGAGUGUGAUAAGCUGGUGGAGGAGCUAAACCAGAAGGAAGAAGAAAAUUCAAAAUUUAGGCGAAAAUACCAGCUGAUGAAACAAGAACUGGAUGAAAAGAAUAAAAGGACAUUCGGAGAAGAUGAUCACUUAAGAAGGAUAGAAGAAGACAGAUUACAUCUUCAUGAUCAACUGAGAAGCCUGCAAAAUGAACAGGAAUCCAUCCUCUCUAUGAUAGGAAGUGAAAUCGAUGCAGCUUGUGAAGUCCUCGCAAGGGAUUCAGUGGAGAAAUUCACAGCAAUAUCACUUACACCUGGGGUACAGAAUGACCCUCAUCGAUGGCUGGCAGAAACAAAGACAAAACUAAAGUGGUUGUGUGAAGAAGUGAAGGAGAGAGAGACCAAGGAAAAGAAACUUCGGCGUCAGCUGCUGCAGAACCGAGAGCAGUUGAAACAUUUGACCUUGAGCAAAGAGUCUGAGCACCAAAACCUCAUAGGUCAGUUAGAAAAGCGGGAGCAGCUCCUGGAUGAAGUUUACCAAGAGAGGAAAGAUCUACUGGAGAAGACUCUCAGGAAGGAGGAAGAAAUAGGUGCUCUGCAGGAACGAAUAACAGCGCUGGAAACGAGUACUCGAGUGGCUUUGGAUCAUCUGGAGUCUGUUCCUGAGAAACUGAAUCUUUUAGAAGAUUUCAGAGAUUUUGGAGAUUCUUACAAUCAGACAAACAAUAUUGAAGACCGAUAUAGUAAAUACAAGGAAAUUAUGGGCUCCUUACAUCAGCAUCUGGAAGAUUCAAAGCGCAGACUUGAAGAUUUCAGAGAUAAGAAAACAGUUGCUGACAUUUCUGCUAUACAGAGUACGUCUUCCAACUGGCGAACUAACACCAGCUUUAUGUCCAGCUCCAUGCUUUCCAAUUCAGGAUCACUUACCAAAAGUACAUUUCCUUCAGAUUCAAAUGCAACUAAAAAAGGUGCUAUCAAUAUGACGGUCAAUGGAACAAAACUGCGAACACAAGAAGAGAGGUACUAAAGCAACUUCGGAAUGUGCAGAUACACUGUUGGAAACUCAGCUCUGCGGCACUUUUCCCCCAGUUCUGACUGCAGCUGUAUUUACCAAAGCAGUGCAGAUUCCUUGGUCCAACAGAUGCCAAAUAGUGACUGAGAACAACGUCUCAAUUGUGGGUCUAAAAUGAAGCAAGUGAAACCUGAAUGUAAAAUGCCAAAGAAUCUUGUGGUUUGAAGUGCUGUCCCCAUUGCUUUGUUUCAGUCCAUCCCAAACCAGCCACCUUUGCCUUUUCGUGAGUUUUGUUACAUACCUUAAUAUGUUUUAAGUUCAAAGAUGCGAUUGAUUUUUGGUUGAACAAUAUAUAGAUAAAACAUAAGCACAAUCAGGUAAUGGUUAAUAGAAAUUGCUUGGUGUGUAAAUAAGAUGUUUUAUAACAUAAUUUAGAGCUGUACAGGCAUAAUAGCAUUUUACAACAAAGGUGCCUCAAUUGAUGCAUUAUGCAAUGAUUACAUUAUUGUGCUUAAUAAUAGAAAUCAUUUUUAUCUGAAACAAUGACCUGAAUUUCCUCCACUUUGAGGAGAAUUAAGAUUACAUGCUGCAUUUCAUUCUGUUUGGGACAACUAUGUUUGUUGAUCCAAGCUCAAGGGAGAGCGCAGCCUAACCUAAAUUUCCCCAGAACUGGAGGAAAUUCAGUUAACCACUUGUUAUGAACCACUUCUGUAAUUAAGCAUAAUAAUAAUUUUGUUUCCUAAACCUAAAAUCUCCAAUAAUGUAAUGAAAUAUUUUAUAUCCGACAUGGCAGAAGAGAACCAGAGUCACAAUAUCUAAUUUUGUGCUACAAAUGUACAAUGUCUUCCUGGAAUUGAAUAAACAGGUUGAGAACGAACCUUUGGCAGAGGAGGUUGGUUUAUAUGAGUACCCAACCUUCUUUUUUUUUUCUUCUUUUAAUAAAAAGCAAUUUCUAAUAGUCACAUCCUUCCCAAUACUUCUUUAUUAAGUUUUUUUGAAAUGUCACCUUAACUCUGAAAAUUACAGUGUACAAUAAUUUAGCCAUAUAUUGUGGUCUCUAUUGAUGAAAUCAGAUAUUCCCUUUCUUGAUGUUUCUAAUAAAACUUCCCCUUCCCCUUUA
Molecule: messenger RNA, 4614 nt
Organism: Podarcis muralis (Common wall lizard)
Lineage: Eukaryota; Metazoa; Chordata; Lepidosauria; Squamata; Lacertidae
Gene: CEP128
Product: centrosomal protein 128
Cellular component (GO): spindle pole; centriole
Source: RefSeq, a predicted model, not a curated record